UUGAAGUACAUUGAUUCUAAAAAGUCUAAACGAGGUUGAACACAUCACUUGUUUUCUGAGAAUGGUGGAAAAAUAUAAUUUUGGUGCAUAAAAAACAUUUUACAAUCAUGAGGGUAGAUUUCAGAAGACUCGACAUUUAUAGAAAGGUUCCUAAGGACCUAACACAACCAACAUACACAGGAGCAAUGGUGUCUGUCUGCAGUAUUUUGUUCAUCAUAUUUCUCAUGAUGUCAGAGCUUUCAGGGUUUCUAAAAACUGAAUUAGUCAGUGAGCUGUUUGUUGAUAUGCCAUCAACUGCAGAAAGAAUGCCAGUUAGACUUAACAUAACUUUACCAAAAAUGAAUUGUCAAUUCGUUGGACUUGAUAUUCAAGAUGAAAUGGGAAGGCAUGAAGUUGGCUUUCAUGAAAAUACUCACAAAGUUGACCUUUCAGAUGGAGGUUGUCGAUUUGAAGGGACAUUUCAUGUCAAUCGGGUUCCAGGAAAUUUUCAUGUCUCAACCCAUGGCGCAGAUCACCAGCCUACAAAUUUUGACAUGACGCAUGUUGUAAAUGGUUUGCAGUUUGGCGAUGUCAUACAUGAUCAGCAAGUGCAAGGCGCUUUCAAAGCCUUAGCAAACCACAAACAACUUGAGUCGAACGCAUUGUCCUCGCAUGAUUAUGUCCUGAGAAUUGUGCCUACUAUUUACGAAAGAUUAGAUGGCACAACCCAGAAUUCUUUCCAAUAUACGUGGGCACACAAGGAGUAUACAUCAUAUGGACAUGGUGGAAUGGGUAUUGUUCCUGCCAUCUGGUUUCGAUAUGAUCUCAGCGCAAUUACAGUAAAAUACGUCGAAAGACGGAAACCUCUGUACCACUUUAUAACCACAGUGUGUGCCAUUGUCGGUGGGACAUUUACUGUCGCUGGAAUAAUAGACUCGAUGAUUUAUACAGCAAAUGAGAUAUUCAGAAAAGCAGAAAUUGGUAAACUAAGUUGAUGCAAGCAAAUAGCAAGAAAUGGGCUGAGGUAUCUAGUUGGACCAGCUAUCUCUCUAUCUCUACCCUGAGGCAGAAGAUCUGCCCUCUGCAAGUCUGCCAUAAAUGUAUUUAUUUUAAGUGACUCUCAAAAAAGGUUUCCUGCCAUAUAGCUUUGUGUUUCAUUAUAGUUGAUCUUAGAAUUGCAUAAAACUGUGAAUAAUGAUUACAGAAUAUCCGAAUUAGUCUUCCCUUGGC
Messenger RNA from Rhopilema esculentum, 1209 nucleotides. Its product is annotated as endoplasmic reticulum-Golgi intermediate compartment protein 1. Gene Ontology annotation, cellular component: Golgi membrane; COPII-coated ER to Golgi transport vesicle; endoplasmic reticulum membrane. Gene Ontology annotation, biological process: retrograde vesicle-mediated transport, Golgi to endoplasmic reticulum; endoplasmic reticulum to Golgi vesicle-mediated transport. Lineage: Eukaryota; Metazoa; Cnidaria; Scyphozoa; Rhizostomeae; Rhizostomatidae. The record is from RefSeq and is a predicted model, not a curated record.